AUGACGAAUUUAACACGAAAAUGCUUUUUAAUUUUUUCAUUAUUGAUGUGCUGCUGUUGUUGCUCUCUAUCCUGUUUGACCACUUCAUGGACUGUAUACGGGGCGUUAAUUGCAGUUUUGUUUGCUUGCAUGAGUGGCACGUGCAUGGACAUCCUGCUGAAGGCGCCGGCAAGGUCCCACACCCUGAAGACCCUGCUGCUGCAGUACUUCAUUACGCGCCUGCUCAUAUUGAGAGGAUCUUGGGUCUACAGAAGAUUUCUAAGGAAUUCUCUCCUAAUUGAUUGUGGUCAAGAAAAAUUCCUUUUAAAGUUCAUCGUUAAAAAAAAUAUGGAUACAGAAUUCGGACGAAAGCAUAAUUUUCAAGAAAUGAGAACGAAGGAAGAUUUUGCGAGGAAGGUGCCGUUGAGUACGUACGACGAUUACUGCUCAUACAUUCAUGAACUCUUGCACGGCCAUCCGAAUGUUGUCAAUCAGAAGAUAAUGACCCACGACCCUGUUGUCUACCUGGCCACAUCAUCAGGUACAACAGGCAAAAAUAAAAAUCUUCCACUCACCUCUUUCACGAAAAAAACUGCUUCAUUGAACAUUUCGCCUCAUCUGGUGUACAUGUCUUCAAAACUCGGAGGCUUCCAUCUAGGCAGAGUACUGGUUAUUUCGUACUGCGCUGAAAAAAUCCUGUGUAAGUCUGGUUUGUACAAGGGACCAGUCAGCUCGCACAUAGGAAAGUAUUUACCCUACCUGCUCGUUCCCCGGGAAGUUUACAACAUACAAAAUGAAGCUCUCGUUUUGCAUCUUAUCUCCGUAUUUGCCCUUUCUGAAAAAGAAAUAUGUCAAAUUGAAGCUUUGUUUUCUACUUUGGUCUAUAGCUUUUUCCGCCAUAUAGAUCACUAUUGGCCAAUGAUUUGCAGAAUUAUUGAAUCAGGUAAACUAGAAUUUGAUGAGGAAAUUUUGAAUAAAAAUUCUAACAAUUUAGAUUUGUCGAUUCAAGCCAAAACAUCUACAAAACGUUAUAAAAAUAUUCAACAGCUAGCUACGGAAUCUGUUUUAAAUUCAAAUCAAGUAGAUGUAAAUUUAUUGAAAUAUCUAGAAUCCCGUCUAACUCCCAAUCCUGCCAGAGCCAACGAGUUGAGAAAAAUAUUUGAAAAUGGUUUUGAGAACUUAGCUCGCCAAAUAUGGCCCUCGAUAAAAUUUGUGCGCAUGAUAAACACUGGUGGAUUUGCCACGUACGCUGCCUCCUUGAAGAAGGUGCAUAUGAAGGAUGUGAAGCAGCUCUCCUUGCUACACGCCGCAAGCGAAGGAUUUUUCGGUCUGAACGCGGCAGAGAACGACGAUUGGCAGGAUCGUGUCUGCUACACCUUCCAACCAGAGUAUGGAUUUUUCGAGUUCAUUCGGGAAGCUGAUGUUAAUAUUAACCCCCAGGACCAAACAACAAUUUUCAUUGAAGAAUUGAAGGUAGGGGAGAAAUACGAGAUAGUUUACACGUCGCAGAACGGACUGUAUCGAUACAAGACGGGCGAUGUUGUGAAGAUCACAGGAUUCAUCAACCACUGUCCCAGCUACACAUUUGAGUACAGAACCGGCCAAGUACUGAACUUAUUUUGGGAGAAAACUCCGGAGUAUGUGUUGAACAAGGCGGUUGAGGUCUGCAUGGAACGGAUGACCGAUGUCCAACUUGUCGAUUUUGUGGCCACUGAAGAUUUGCACAUGCCUGACUUCUACAGAAAAAAAUAUUUGAAAAAGCACUACGUCUUGCUGUUAGAAGUUUACGAUGCCAAUAAAGGUGAUGUGGUCCUGGAUGAAGAUCAACUCAAAAUGUUCGAUAGGGAGCUGAUGAACCUCUUCGAGUUGUACGCCACGCUCCGGAAGAAUGGAAGCAUCGGUGAAAUGAAGGCCAUCCAGGUGGAGAAGAACUCGCUGGCAGUUCUGCGGAGAGCAACUCUCGUCAACCCGCAGCGCAAGUUGCCCAGAGUUCUGCGCGAUGCCAAGCAGAUCAGCGACCUCCUACAAUGUGCCUUGAACGCCAGCUACAUCAUAAAUGAUACCCAAUAAAUAUUCAACAACGUUCUGUGAAAUAAAACUAUAUGCUUAAUUCCUUAUAUUUACGAAAAACUUAUUCCUUUGUUCAUGUUUUUAUAUCUUUCAAUGAAUAUUCAUAUUUAAUGCUUCAUAUUAACUUUUAAUCUACUUAAUCAUUAACACGAUGCAUGCUUAUAUAAGCUCAUACAUAUCAAUGUAUUCAUAUAUUAUAUAUUAGAGUGUAUGUGCCUUGCGUACGUAACUUAUAUGCAACAUUAUUACUUCAUUUUAUUGAUUAUAAAAACUCAUUUUAUAACACUACGUAUUUUUGUUUGAAUUUUUUAAUCUUUUGUUUAUUUUGUUUGUUUAUAUUUAUAUAUCUAGAUCUAAAAAAAAACUUUGGCUACCAGAGCCAACGUUCUCAGCAUGUAAAUUUUUUGGUUCUCCGGCUUACUUUGAUGUCCACGGUGUUCGCACUGAUAUGUUCACAUUAUCUUCAAAUUUUGCGUUCAAAUUUGCUUUCACAUUUUCUUGUUU
Helobdella robusta is the source of this 2553-nucleotide messenger RNA. RefSeq lists its product as hypothetical. The record is from RefSeq and is a predicted model, not a curated record. Gene Ontology annotation, cellular component: cytoplasm. NCBI's taxonomy places the organism in Eukaryota, Metazoa, Annelida, Clitellata, Rhynchobdellida, Glossiphoniidae. The transcript has 8 exons. Gene Ontology annotation, molecular function: acid-amino acid ligase activity. The coding region runs from base 1 to 2049 and encodes 682 amino acids.